This is a messenger RNA of Anopheles coustani, 4549 nucleotides long. It is a transcript of the gene sol, whose product is annotated as calpain-D. Gene Ontology annotation, molecular function: calcium-dependent cysteine-type endopeptidase activity. The record is from RefSeq and is a predicted model, not a curated record. Gene Ontology annotation, cellular component: cytoplasm. The transcript is spliced from 12 exons. Gene Ontology annotation, biological process: proteolysis. The coding region runs from base 23 to 3820 and encodes 1265 amino acids. Lineage: Eukaryota; Metazoa; Arthropoda; Insecta; Diptera; Culicidae.
UUAGAAUAUAAAAUGUGUCAAAAUGGGUACAAUUGCAUCGGUACUUCAGUGGUAUUGCAUUCAGUGUAAUUACUUGAAUCCAACCGAAAGCGUACGAUGCCUUAGGUGUCGAGUGUUUCGCAAAGUAAAUAACGUCGAUAUUAUUAACCAUCAAAUUCUCUCAACCAACGACAACAUUCCCGUUUCGUCGUCAUGCGUUCGAAUGAAAGAUGUGAAUAGAAAACUAGUUUCAAACGAUUGUCUGUUCCGAGUAAAAGACAGUCUAGCGCUUGCACACAAAAAUAUCAAUAGAAAAAAAAUCGAACGAUCCUUCGUUCACUCGCUCCCAGAACGCUGUUGCUGGAAUCGUAAGCGGCACCAUUCCCAGCCGAGCAUCAAUCGCAAAUGGAAUUGCCACCGGUGCCGUGCUUACAAUCGUAGCGUGUCCUGGCACUGCAUUAAUUGUGAAGCUCUAAGUGUUAUAGCCCCGGUAUACAAGGAAACGAUAAAAAAAUCUUUGACGCACGUUAUUUGCAGAAACGAGCACCACGGCGCAAACUGUGGCCACGAGAAGUACAUUCCCUUUGCCUCGGUCAGCAUUAAAGCUUAUCGCAGCAUGGACCAUGUCGGAUCGGCACGGUGUAGUUUUUGUAUCUACAAUCAAUUCAGCUUCGAAAGCGAUACGACGCAGAAGUGCUGCUGUUGCGGAGAAUCUCAAUUAUCGCACUGUAUGAAAGCAAAUUAUGUUAACCUCGAACGCGAACGCGGUACGUUUAGCGGUACCACGACGAUCACCAAGCGCACAGGCGGAUUGAUUGUGGUCCCUUCGACUACACCACAGCUCAUUGAUAAUUCUACAACAAAUGUGAGGCUCAAGGCUAAUACUAAAACGAAAAUGGCCAUUCAAUCAGCGCCGGAACCGAUUUAUGCAGUUAUCAACAAAGAAGCUAAACGAAAAACCAAGCUAGCGAGUGAUGCUGUAAAUAACAAUUCAACUGCCAGUAACAUCACUCAACCUUUCACAUCGAAGGACGCAGUACGCAGUGAAGAUAUAAACAAUUCAGCAAUAAUAAGGUGCAAAAACGGGAAACCGGAAGAUAUCGAGGAAACUGGCAUCAGCAAUGCUGGCAAUGAGAAGGUAGCUGCUAAAUGUAAAUACAACAAACAGCUUUCCAACUAUAAAUAUAAUUUAGAUAAAGCAGCUAAUUUCGAUGGAGAUAGUCGUGAUAUCUUUACGGUGAUGGAUGAAUAUAGUACGCAUCAGAAUUCCACCAUUCGGGAACUAGAUAAUAUACCUGCAAUCGUUAAAGUUCCAAUAGCAAGUUUUGAGCAAGAUUUGGACGAUGAGUGGUGUACGAAACCAUCUCAACUUACGGACGAGCAGGAAUGGACUUGCAGGAAGUGCACGCUUGUCAAUUCCAGCGGGUCACUCGCCUGUAUUGCAUGUGGAGGAUCGAAACUGCGCAGCAUUUGCAAUGUGGAAGAAAUGACGCUGAAAAAGGGCGAGUUCUGGACUUGCGUUAAAUGCACCCUGAAGAAUUCGAUUGUGCAACAUGACUGCAGUGCUUGUAAAUCGGCUCGACCGAUUCUGAAAGCUGCUAACGGGCAAGUGAACGAGUCGUUGGCCACCAAUCGCCUGAUACUGGGGCAGUGCGAUGGACCAUCCAACAGCAGUCGGUCCAGUUCCGCACCGCAUCCGCUCGCCUCGUCAAUCGACUCUGGUGCUAUUCCAAAGCAAAUGCCUGUGGCUGGUGGAAACGGCGGUGGAGGGAUUAUGAUCAGUGGUAAUGUGGCUAGCACUUCCGGUGGUUCGGCGGUUGUCGUCGCGCUUAAGCCUACGUCGGUGAUGCAAGUGUCUAUACCCAAGCGAACGUGGCAAUGUCCAGCCUGUACGUUCGAGAACUCGCUUGCGUGUGUGGUUUGCGAUAUCUGCUCGAGUCACCGGCACAUUGAUACCGGUGGGUUCAUGUGGCAUCAGCAGCAGCAGAAGCAGAAGAACAGUCGACUGGAGGAAAAUCAGCGCCAGCUUGAUGACUUGGAGGCGCUGAACCGUUGGAAGAGCAUCAUUGAGUACUGCGUUGAAAAUGGGCAGGCUUUUGUGGACGACUCGUUUCCACCGGCUACCAAAAGCCUCUAUUACCAGCCAGCGUCUAACAACGAGAUUAAUCCGGUCGCGCAAUGGCGUCGACCGCAUGACAUAUUUUGCGAGGGUGGACACCAGGCUACACCGCCCUGGGCCGUGUUUCGCACGCCAUUACCUUCCGACAUCUGCCAAGGGGUGUUAGGUAACUGCUGGUUGUUAAGCGCGUUGGCCGUGCUGGCCGAACGCGAGGAUCUCGUGAAGGAGGUGCUGUUGACAAAGGAAAUCUGCCCUCAGGGCGCUUACCAGGUGAAACUGUGCAAAGACGGUCGCUGGACGACGGUGCUCGUAGACGACUUGUUGCCGUGCGACAAGCGUGGCCACCUGGUGUACUCACAGGCGAAGAGAAAACAGCUUUGGGUGCCACUGAUCGAAAAAGCGGUGGCUAAAAUUCACGGCUGCUACGAAGCGCUGGUGUCCGGCCGUGCAAUUGAAGGGCUAGCCACCUUGACCGGGGCACCUUGUGAGAGUAUCCCGUUGCAGGCCAGUUCGCUGCCGAUACCGAGCGAGGAUGAUUUAGACCGCGAUCUGAUUUGGGCACAGCUGCUCAGUUCCAGGUUAGUGAAGUUUCUAAUGGGAGCCAGUUGUGGCGGCGGUAAUAUGAAGGUCGAUGAAGACGAAUACCAGCGAAAGGGACUACGGCCACGGCACGCCUACUCCGUGCUGGACGUCCGGGACAUUAAAGGACACAGACUGUUGAAACUACGCAAUCCCUGGGGACACUUUUCUUGGCAAGGGGAUUGGUCAGAUGAUUCCGAGCUGUGGACAGAUGAACUCAGAGAUAGUCUGAUGCCUCAUGGCGGAUCCGAAGGUGUAUUUUGGAUUUCUUUUGAGGACGUCCUCAGAUACUUUGAUUGCAUUGAUAUAUGCAAGGUUCGUUCAGAAUGGAACGAAGUACGUCUGUUUGGUACACUGCAACCCCUAAGAGCUUUAUCGUGUGUGUUAAUAACGGUACUCGAACCGACUGAGGCAGAAUUCACUCUAUUCCAAGAAGGGCAAAGAAAUUCCGAAAAAUCUCAACGAUCCCAACUUGAUCUCUGCGUUGUGUUGUUUCGCACAAGAAAUCCGGCUAAUCCGGAAGUAGGCCGUCUUGUGGAACACAGCAAAAGACAGGUUCGCGGUUUCGUUGGCUGUCAUAAGAUGUUGGAAACAGACUUGUAUAUGCUGGUUUGCCUCGCCUUCAACCAUUGGCACACGGGAAUUGAUGAUUUCAUGCAAUAUCCACAAUGCGUGUUGGCCAUUCAUAGCUCUAAGCGCCUACUAGUCGAACAGAUUACGCCGCCUCCGUUCCUUCUGGCAGAUGCCAUCAUUAGCCUGACACUGGCCAAAGGACAACGGCAUGAAGGACGUGAGGGCAUGACUGCAUACUAUCUUACUAAGGGUUGGGCAGGAUUAGUUGUGAUGGUAGAGAAUAGACAUGAAAAUAAGUGGAUUCACGUAAAGUGCGACUGUCAAGAGAGUUACAAUGUGGUGUCAACCCGAGGCGAAUUGAAAACUGUCGAUUCCGUGCCGCCCCUACAGCGUCAGGUCAUUAUCGUUCUAACACAAUUAGAAGGUAGCGGAGGAUUCAGUAUAGCCCACCGUCUAACGCAUCGGUUGGCGAACUCGGGUGGAUUGCAUGACUGGGGACCGCCGUCUUCCACACACUAUCCUCCAAUCGAAAACGUAUCCGAGCUUCACUCGCCACGAAUGAUAACCUAGAAAAGGCACCGAGAAAGAAGAAAUGAGUGGGAGCAAAGCAAGGGCAAUAGUAUGGGACAGAAAACUCAAAUAUUCAUUGAUCAACAUUGAUAAAUAAAAACUUAAUAGCCAUACAAGCUUUAAAUAAGGUACAUAUGAUACCAACAAAGAACUAAAAUGUUGAAUUGUGCACACAUUUGGUUUUGAGUUGUGUACUUCAAUGUCUUCUUUAAUUUUCUUUAACUGGUUUUUUCUUGGUCAAAACCUGGGACGGUCGACGAACUAAUUCUUUUUAUUUUAAAACUUGAUUUGGUUCGAUUACAAAUACUGUAUUCUACAACCCUACCAAUUAGAAUCAAAACCAUCGAGCUGCUACAUAAAAAUGACUGUCGAUUUAAUUGUAUGUUCAUAACAGUGAUCGUUACGGUAUGGUCUAGCAAACUGGUCACACGACGACAAAUAUCCUUGACUCCUUUACAUCGUCUGUAUUUUAACUUUUUACUUUUAUUAGUAUCACAAGGAAAAUUUUUACAGUGUUAUUAUUUCGGUAGUAUUAUUCAUUGCCAGGUUUAUUUUGUUUUAGAAAUAUACCUACCCUUUAUAGCUGUUAACUAUCUGUUUAGUUUAGUUGUUUAGAUAUUAUUACUCUAUCCCAUUGAAUCCCUAAGCUCAUCAACGUCUGGUUCCAGUUUUUAGUUCAAACGAUUUCGGAUAUAUUCUCAACUACAAUCGUACUGGAGUUACCGACAA